AUGAACAGCGAGGAGAUCUUAAGAAACAUUCGCGUGAAGCGGGAGCCGUGGCUGCGACAGAAGCAUCCAGGUUUAAUUGAGGUAUUUGAUGCGCCUGAAUCGGAUUUCUACGAAGUUGAAUGUUACCACUUACAAAACCGCAAACAAAGAACCAUCAUAAAAGUGUUCCGAGGAGUUAUUGGUGUGUCGGAAGAGCUCAGCGAAUUGUUCGUGUACCAUGGUGAACAAGAUAUUUAUCAGACAUUCGAUCAGCGCUAUCCUCAUACAUGGACUGUUCAGAAAUUUGGUGCCGGGGGAAAGUGGAUGAUUGGAUGCUUUAUUAUGGGCGAAUUACACAAACUCUUUGACGUCACUGUGAUAGGCUUUCCAUCUAUGCCCAUUAUGACACCAUGGAAACCAACUCGGAUUACUCCAGGCCUGAAGAUGCAUUUCAAAUGUGAAGUCAAGAACCAACCGUAUGUCACUUCGGUCAAAAUCAGUAUCAAACGAAUUUCUGGUCCCGAAAUAUUCAACGUCAAUGGUAACCAAAUGACUCUACGAGAUGAUGUUACUGUCAACACGGAUCAAGAUGAUUCGGUUUAUCGUUGCAUCGCUGAUAGCGGGAAAAUUGUACUUUUCGAGGAAUUCGAAGUGAAGGUGGUUGACCGUGAUAUUUUGCAACCUGUCAUCAAGCCAGACGUGUCCUGGUUGGCAGCCUCUCAGGAAAACUUCACAUUCAACUGUACCCUUGACAACAACGAAAUCAGCGACAAUCUAUAUCUAUUCAUGAAAGGCUUUAGGAUAUCUCCGAACGUUCAGAAACUGGAGCCUCGACUCAAUCGCAUUCGUCCGGAUGUGAUCCAAAUAGGAAGCUCAGAUUCUAUUGAGAUUACACUUCAAUGUGUUCUUAGAACUGAGAAAGUUUUGAACAUAGUUAAGAAGAUCAUUUAUAUAGAAAGAGUUCCCUACAAACCUUGUGUGUUCAUCGCCGAAAAAAACAUUGCAUCUCCUAAAAUUUCGAUUCAAAGGAUUGAUGGACCGGAUGGUUUCAUCGAGAUAGAGCAAGAUUCGAUAAUUCCGAUAGUGGAUGGUCCGUCGCCGAUAGUAACGUUUAAGUGUUCGGUAACUACUAAGGAUGGUGUGCUCAUUGACAGCGCACGAAUUCGGACCAUGAUCUUUGGACGUGACUGGCUUCAACAACUACCCAUACUCACGUUAAACCUGGUCUCGACACUCCCUGAGGUUCAAUCUCUUAUCCGCAAUUACGAAGAAGUAUUUCCAGAACCAAAGACGGGCAAGUUCUCCGAGAGGAAUGUGUACAUAUGCGUUCCGCCGGGAACACAACCGCGAUUUCUGAAGUCUCGGUCACUCCCCCACUUGAUGCGUCCAAAGGUCCAAGAAGAACUUAACCGUUUGCAACACGAAGGAAUAAUUCAAACCACGGAGUUCUUGAAAUGGGCUACGCCAAUUGUACCAGUACUGCAACCGGACGACACAGUUAGAAUUUGCGAUCUAGCUCAUGCUUACGAGCAACUGGAACCAACAGAGGAAGCGAAACCCGUUACAGCCAUCAGUACUCAUAGAGGUCUGUUUAUGUUUAAUCGCCUUCCUUUUGGAAUCCACUCUGCUCCAUCCGUAUUUCAACGCACAAUUGAAAACAUUGCAGAGAUACCUAAAACGUUCGUCUAUCUGGACGAUAUUCUGAUAACCGGGUGUACCAUGGAGGAGCAUUUAAAGUCGUUGAAACUGGUACUUGAUCGUUUGAAGGAGUGUGGACUAAGAAUAAAGAAAGAAAAGUACGACUUCCUGGUGGAUCAUGUGGACUAUUUGGGUUUCCGCAUCAGUGCAGAGGGUUUGGCCCCCCUAGCCGAGAAAAUACGUCCAGUAGUAGAGGCACCGCAACCAAGGAAUAAACAUGAACUAGGAUCAUUUUUAGGCAUGGUUAAUCACUAUGCGAGGACGAAGACUUCGAACACGUUUGGACCUGCUGCGACCGGAUUUGGCGCUUAA
Opisthorchis viverrini is the source of this 1989-nucleotide messenger RNA. RefSeq lists its product as hypothetical. The coding region runs from base 1 to 1989 and encodes 662 amino acids. NCBI's taxonomy places the organism in Eukaryota, Metazoa, Platyhelminthes, Trematoda, Opisthorchiida, Opisthorchiidae. The record is from RefSeq and is a predicted model, not a curated record. The transcript is spliced from 8 exons.